AUGCAGUGUGGGAGGUCGGCAAUCGGUCGUACCUGCAGUGUGGGAGGUCGGCAAUCGGUCGUACCUGCAGUGUCGGAGGUCGGCAAUCGGUCGUACCUGCAGUGUCGGAGGUCGGCAAUCGCUCGUACCUGCAGUGUGGGAGGUCGGCAAUCGGUCGUACCUGCAGUGUGGGAGGUCGGCAAUCGGUCGUACCUGCAGUGUGGGAGGUCGGCAAUCGGUCGUACCUGCAGUGUGGGAGGUCGGCAAUCGGUCGUUCCUGCAAUGUCGGAGGUCGGCAAUCGGUCGUACCUGCAGUGUCGGAGGUCGGCAAUCGGUCGUUCCUGCAGUGUCGGAGGUCUGCAAUCGGUCGUUCCUGCAGUGUCGGAGGUCGGCAAUCGGUCGUUCCUGCAGUGUCGGAGGUCGGCAAUCGGUCGUACCUGCAGUGUGGGAGGUCGGCAAUCGGCCGUACCGCAGUGUGGGAGGUCGGCAAUCGGUCGUACCCGCAGUGUGGGAGGUGGGCAAUCGGUCGUACCCGCAGUGUGGGAGGUCGGCAAUCGGUCGUACCUGCAGUGUGGGAGUUACCAAGAGAUGGCCCUAUCGCAUACAUCAUUCUUGGCUGUGUCCUUACUGUUGGUGGUCUCCAUACAGCAAACAUUACAGACGGGCACUGACGAUGCAAACGCUCAGGCGGCGACAAAAAGCAGCAGCGGCGACAGCAGCAAAGCCGACAGCGACGCCAACGACUUAAGCGCCAGCAGUGACGUUAUACGGCUAGUACGGAGAUAUGUGCCCAGAUUUGUUGGCAAAAGAGAACAAGAACCACUUGAGAUACUAAACGAAACACCUGACUCUAAAAUAAAUUUUGACGAUGACGACGGAGAACUUGACAUGAGCGUUACGGAAUAUUUUAAUCGUUUAGACGAUUCCGAAAAGGGGGAAUUCCUUAAAGACGUACGCGAUGCGUUUGAUAAUGCUUUCAUUGAUGAUUUGUAUGACGCUGAAGGUGUGAGUGACAAUGUAGAUUCCGAGGAAGGUGAUACUAAUUCUGUUGAAACUCAGGAAGACGCCGAAGGUUUGCCAAAUUCUAUUGACAAACGAUUUAGAACUUAUUACGGUGGCCGGCAGUAUAAUCCUAUGUUUGUAGGGAAAAGAUAUCGUCCAAUGUUUGUUGGGAAAAGAUACAGACCAAUGUUUGUUGGGAAGCGAUACCGACCUAUGUUUGUUGGAAAACGGUACCGACCUAUGUUUGUUGGCAAGCGAUAUCGCCCGAUGUUUGUUGGUAAGAGGUAUCAACCUAUGUUCGUUGGAAAGCGAUACACUCCACAAUUCGUCGGGAAACGAUACACGCCAAGAUUUGUUGGUAAACGCGAUACAUCAGAGGCUGCCGAGAAAUCAGCGAUGGAAAAACGAUCAGUGUUGUUGACCAAUGUUGAUGAAGAGCUUAAAAACGAAGAUGCUUCUUCAAGGAAAAAACGAUCAGUAGAAGACUUAGAUGAAGAAAUGCAGAGACGUGCUUGGGGUCGGUACGUUCCUUGGAAGACUGCACCGCUUGCCUCCGCUCCUGUAACAAAGCGGUUUGUUGCUCCUGAAUUUAUUGGCAGACGCGAUUCCCUCUCUUCUAUUCUCUCAGCACUGGAUGCAUUGGACCUUGCACGAAAUCCUUUAAGAUCUACAUCAAAGAGAUUUGAAGCCCCUAUGUUUAUCGGAAAGCGUGUACCUAGACCGAUGUUUGUAGGAAAACGAAACCAGUAUACUUCGGAAAUGAGUGUAGACAGCAGAUUUCCUUUAGAGUAUUCAGGACUUGACUCAAUUGGCAGUGCGUCUGACGGAUAUGCAUACCAGCCCCAGCUCUUGGACGAUUAUAACAGUCCUCAGUACACAAUAUCACAUUACUAG
Mya arenaria is the source of this 1875-nucleotide messenger RNA. RefSeq lists its product as uncharacterized. The transcript has 3 exons. The coding region runs from base 1 to 1875 and encodes 624 amino acids. Lineage: Eukaryota; Metazoa; Mollusca; Bivalvia; Myida; Myidae. The record is from RefSeq and is a predicted model, not a curated record.